CUCCUUUAAUUUUCAAAUGUGCCGCUGUGCGCGUCACCGUGGUGCGCCUCUCCGUGUUUCGAUGAAGCAGAGCGCACUUGUCUGUGUGUUUUGUGUUGACACUAGAGGGGUAUGCGGCGAUGAUCUUGCGUGUGAAAACGUCUGCAGCGGUCUCCGAGCAGCUACGGACACAUUUCGCGUCGGACGAGAGAUUAGCAAGAGGGGAAGGACGAUCGACCGGCAUCAGCAGGAGAAAAACAGCAUCUUAUAGUCCAUCGCGUCGCUGUAGCGACCGUAGCGGCCCGUCGAUUCUCAGAGGAAGCCAGGAGCUGGAUUUGACAUGUCGCAGGGAUGUGCUGAGAGCCUGAUGAUGACAGGAGGAGGAGAAGGAGAAAAGUGGAGCGAGGCUUUACUGGUCCCUGAUAGGUUUUAAUUAGACCCUUACAAAAACAGCUGACGUUUUGUGGUCAGAAGGUGAUGGCAGUGCUGACUGAGCUUCACCACUACUAUUACCCAUUCCUAAAAAUGGAAGCCCACCUCCAGUGCACCUGAGUCCACAUUUAGUGCUCCUUUCUUCCCCUCCCUCCCCUUCUGCCUUUCCUUGCUCAUUCUCCACCUCUUCCACCACCCCCAUCUCACUCAACUGCUAUACUUUCCCCUCAUCUCCUCCCAUCUCUCCACUCUGUUUCCCUAGAAUAAUGGCGUACUGUGGGCGCUCUCUGGACUCUCCAUGUACGUUAGCCUUGCUGAUAGGCUUCCAGUUUGCCUUUGUGCUCUAUUUCUCCCUUGGGGGCUUCAGAGGCCUGGUGUCUGUCCUGGUGCACACCACAGAGCCCGAGUUUGAUUACUCUCGACCACAUGAUGUAUACACCAACCUCAGUCAGCUGGGAGUACCGCCUCCCCCGCCUCGCAACUCUGGCACUGGACCCCCUGCCACCGGCCCACCACUAAGAGACUGCCAGAUCCCUUCUCCAUUGCUGGUUGGACCCGUGUCUGUCCAUCUUUCAUCUCCUCUGUCUCUGGAGGAGAUCAGACAAAGAAACCCAUUAGUGUUGCCAGGUGGACGCUACAGGCCUCCAGACUGCGAACCACGCCACCACACAGCAAUAGUGGUGCCGUACCGAAACCGCCAGAGCCACCUCCGUGCCCUCCUCUACCACCUCCACCCCUUCUUGCAGAGACAGCAGAUACACUACAGCAUCUACAUAGUACAGCAGUGGGGAAACAGCACUUUUAACCGAGCCAAGCUGUUAAACGUUGGGGUGCGGGAGGCACUCAGAGAUGAAGACUGGAGCUGCAUCUUCCUGCAUGAUGUUGACCUGCUGCCUGAAAACGACCACAACACCUACACCUGCCACAAACAGUUUCCCACACACCUGUCUGUGGCCAUGGAUAAGUUCCGAUACAGGUUGCCAUACUCACAGUAUUUUGGUGGGGUCUCUGCGGUGACCCCAGACCAGUACAUGAAGAUGAACGGCUUCCCCAACCAGUACUGGGGUUGGGGCGGGGAGGAUGAUGACAUUGCUGCCAGAGUGCGUCUGUCUGGCAUGAAGAUUGUGCGCCCUCCAGUGGCCAUUGGCCAUUACAAGAUGAUCAAGCAUAAAGGAGACAGAGGCAAUGAGCAAAAUCCACGCAGGUUUGACCUUUUGAAAAGGACCAGGCUCAAUUGGCGCUCUGACGGCCUUAACUCUUUGACCUAUGAGCUGCUUUCCAAAGAGCUUGAGCCACUCUACACCAACCUGACUGUCAACAUUGGAGAAGACCCCCAUCUGGCCCUGGGCAAGGUCCCCAUUCCUGUGAAAGCAACAACCCCUGCCCACCAACGUAGCACCAGCAAGACAGGAGACCCAUUCAAACAGGGAAAGAGGCAAGAAGUGCCAGCAAAUAUUACUGUGGCCAAGACAGAACCUGGUCAGUCAAAGACAGCAAAUCAAAUAACACAGCAGAAGACAGGGAAGAUGAAAUGAGACUAGGUGCAUAAUGAACCUGUAGCUUCCCUUUUCAGUUUGAUCUGAAAGACAAAAUGGAGAAAAGCAGCAUAGAUCUGUUCUGUCGUGGGACCUUUAAGUACAGCAGCUUUUUGUGCUCAGUGUAGGUUAGGAGUAAUUAGGGGUAAUUACGCAACGGAUCAAAUGAAGAAGCCAGUUUUGUCAACAGGGUGCAUUCAAGAACACUUCUGAGUCACCUCGUCUUGGCUCAUCAUCUGCUAAAUGUGAUGCUGGCUGUGGUGGCUGACACGAGUCGUCUGUGGCCGUGCUCGUGACAGAACCAGAAGAUGAACGAUGGGCGAUUCAGUCAUAUCCACGUAGAGGUUCAAAACAAACUCGGUGAAAAUGAGACAGCAUAUAUAAAAACCUCUGCACACAGACUCGUCUGUUGCAGACAGACCUAUGGCUUCAUCCAGUCUGCUCCCAAAAACAAAGGAAACUGCUGCUGUCUGUCUACGCCACUCUGCAGUGGGUUUGUGUUUCUGUGCCUUCUCUCUUUUAUGCGCAUUUUAUAGACUGGUAUAGCUGCUUUUAGAUGCCCACACAAGGUUAGUUCGACCUCUUCUGCCACACGGAAAGACUUAGAAGGCAGGGAUGACGAAGCUGACCCGGGAUUAGAGGAAAUUUGUUCAGAACUGCCAUUUUAUAUUUCUGUGCAUUGAUCAAACGCUGACCAACUCGAUAGAUAUGGGACAAUUCUAGAGUUUAUAUUUAUAUAGAGAGACUUCUUUAUUUGUUUACUGUUUUGUUUUACUUGUCCUACCUUACAGUCUGGUGCCUCUCUCUCUCUCUCUGACAUUUAGUUCAUAGACAAUCAAAUUACAUGGAAGAUAACUCUGUAUUCAACCACAUAACAAAAUGAGGAAGUAUUAUCAUGACCGUGUUUACGCCUGUCAGAUAAACAUAGACUUGUCAUGGUAUUCGUUGUCUAGUUUGACUAUACUCUCAAUACAUGGAUAGACCUGUGCUUCUGAUAUUAUCUGUGAUUGAUUCUUUUUCUUUUAGAUUAGUCAAGUAUGGUUAAAAAUAACAAAACAAACUCGCAGACGAUACUUAAAGCGUGUGACUUUCAGAUGGUGUUUUAAUAUCUAAAGUGGUCAUGGUUACACUGCAGCACUGUGGAUAGAUCUAGGUCAGCUUUUGAUUAGAAGGCCUGACGUAUUCGUAGGCAAUAUAAAUGGAUGUUUCUUCACUGUAUUGAUUCCCUAAAAUGAAGCUUCUGUGUCUUGAAGGGGAUGAGACAAGCCAGUAGGAAGAUGUGUUACAGUGAAAUGUUAUGCUUUAUAUAAACACGGUCUGAGGGCUGCCAAAUCAGGACACGCAUGUAGGUCAUUUUUUGUUGAUCAUGUAUAAUCUGAAAGCAUCAAGUAUUUUUUCUCUCCGUUAAUUUGGAAUGUAUUAUUUUCAGUGCUCAUCUCUGUUUACCUUAUGUGAGGGUAGAGUUCAUGAGGUGAGCAUAGCUUACUGAUGAGGGACUAGGAUCUGAUUCAUUCAUAGGCGACAGGAUUUCUUGCUGCUAAUUGACUAGGAAAACUGUACAAUUACAAAUAGCUUAAAAUGACAUACUGUAACACUAAGUUUGUGUUGUGACACAAACGGGUAAUGUAUCACUGAAGUGAAUUUGAAUGUAUUUAAUUUAUUGUGUAAGCACUGAGUCACUGAUAGAGCUAAAUGUGCAGACCUCUGAAGUGAUCUUGUGGUGCAGAUGUGUGAAACACUCUUCUCCAUUGUAGAUCGGAUUAUCAUUCCUUUACAUCACAUCUCCACAUUUCUCGCAUAUACAUUGUGCCUCGUGAAAUGAGCCCGUAUCACUGAACUAUUAAAGGUAUGCUGCUGGAUUUUAUGUGAGCACCCUCAAGUGGCAAAGUCGGGCAUAGCGCCAGCCAAGAGGGAACCAAGGACUGAAUGAAACUGCAGUGUUGUGACAUGAAUGUUAAUCAUUCGCGGUUGCCAUUCACAGUUUUAAACCAAUCAAAUCUUUGCAUUGCUCUGUAUGGACGGUUUCUCGGUUACGUAGUAUCACGUGACUGAUCCUGCUAGUAUCAAAGGGUAAAGUAACAAGACUGCUUUAUGGAUCAUAAUCAAAGAAUCUUUAUUUUGAAAUAAUGUUUUAAGCAAAGAAUGUUAUAUAAAGACCGCAUUGAGAGAGUACGUAGAAUAAAUAGGAUCUAAUUUCUUAGCUUUAUAAACAUGGUUAUAUAUUAUAAUAUUAUCCUCCAUAUAUCAUAUUAUCUGGGAGAAAAUCCUAUAUGACAUGUAACAGUGACACACUGGAAGCUUUUAAGGACAUUAUAUGGCAUAAUCUCAGCUGGAUUAAUCAGCAAACUAUGUGCUUACCUGGAGACUGUUCUAUAUUUAAUAAAUAGGCUAGUUUUUAUAAACGUUUUCGCAUACGUGUUGGAAAUAUAUAUUGUUGGAAAGCAAAGUCAGUAAACAGCAUUUAGAUUUCAUAGCAACUGUUUCUGUUUAUUUGUUAUUCAUGAGGUUGUUGAAGUUUAAAUGAUGAGAAUCACUUGGCUGGAGAGACGAGAUGUUUGCUCUCUCGUGAGAAACAACAUGCGGAUAGUACAGUGACGUCACCGAGAGGGAUGCUGAUGCCCGUCUGCAAUUUAGGUUGCCUUAUUUACCGAUGUUAUCUUGAAGACGAAAGUGUGUAUGUGUGUAUGUGUGCACGCUGUGUGUCAGUGUAGAACACAGUCAGCAAAAAAGACAACGCAAGCAUAUGAUGGACAGUGUUGUGAUAGCGAGCAAAUAUGUAUUCCAAUAAAAAACUCUGAUCAAAUAAUGCCUCA
Messenger RNA from Oreochromis niloticus (Nile tilapia), 4759 nucleotides. RefSeq names its product UDP-Gal:betaGlcNAc beta 1,4- galactosyltransferase, polypeptide 3 (gene b4galt3). Gene Ontology annotation, biological process: carbohydrate metabolic process; galactosylceramide biosynthetic process. Gene Ontology annotation, molecular function: galactosyltransferase activity. The transcript is spliced from 8 exons. NCBI's taxonomy places the organism in Eukaryota, Metazoa, Chordata, Actinopteri, Cichliformes, Cichlidae. The record is from RefSeq and is a predicted model, not a curated record. Gene Ontology annotation, cellular component: Golgi apparatus. Bases 678 to 1946 code for a protein of 422 amino acids.